AGUGACGUCCUCAAAGCGUCGAGGCCCUAACCAUGGCUCACACGGCCACAGAAUGGCCACCAGAGGAAACCCUGUCGCUCUGGAAAGGAGAACAAGCCCGGCUGAAAGCGCGCGUGGUGGAUCGGGACACGGAGGCAUGGCAACGGGACCCCAGCUUCUCGGGCUUGCAGAAGGUUGGGGGCGUGGAUGUGUCCUUCGUGAAAGGGGACAGUGUCCGGGCCUGCGCUUCCCUGGUAGUGCUGAGCUAUCCAGAGCUCAAGGUGCUGUAUGAGGACAGCCGCAUGGUUGGCCUGAAGGCCCCCUAUGUGUCCGGCUUCCUGGCCUUCCGAGAGGUACCUUUCCUGGUGGAGUUGGUACAGCGGCUGCAAGAGAAGGAACCAGACCUCAUGCCCCAGGUCCUUCUUGUGGAUGGAAACGGGGUGCUUCACCAACGAGGCUUUGGGGUAGCCUGCCACCUUGGCGUCCUUACCGAGCUGCCCUGCGUCGGGGUGGCCAAGAAGCUCCUGCAGGUAGAAGGACUGGAGAACAAUGCUUCGCACAAGGAGAAGAUUGUGCUCCUGCAGGCUGGGGGAGACACAUUUCCUCUGAUUGGCAACUCUGGGACUGUCCUGGGAAUGGCCCUGAAGAGCCAUGACCACAGCACCAAGCCCCUCUAUGUCUCUGUGGGCCACAGAAUAAGCCUGGAGGUCGCUGUGCGUCUCACCCACCGCUGCUGUAGGUUCCGGAUCCCAGAACCUAUACGCCAGGCUGACAUCCGCUCUCGAGAGUACAUCCGGAGGACUCUAGGACACCGUGGGGAGUCUCCUGCACAGAGAAAGGACAGGAGCCAGAAGGAGAAGAGCACAAAUGCAUGCCCCGCAGGAGGUCCAGGAGCACCUGCAGAUCAAGGCAGGCCUCCUGAGUGCUUCGGCAGAAGCUCCAGCACAGACCUGAGAGACCCUGAGCCAGGCUUCCAGGAGCAGAAGGACCAGCAGUUGAAGGGAACUAGGUGUCAGGAAGACCCAGACCUCUGGCCUCCUUCUCCAGCCUGGGUAUAGUCACCACCCUGAGAAGAUCUCUGGGAACCCUCACCACUACACCCCAGAGGCAACAGUGACUGAAACUCCAGGAGGAUGCAGCAGGCUUCGUCCAGUUUGGGCCAGUGGCUACCAGCCUCCUCCAUCACUGGCUAGUCAGUGUGGUCACCAUGCCCCAGCAGGACCACAUUCCAGACCAGGAAGCACACACAAGCACCAAGAGUACAUGAAGGACUUCAGGCCUCGGGUGCCCAGAGGCUCUGUGGCUGGCAGCCUGUACCAGCACCUGCAGCUCUUCCCUUCCCCCUCUGCUCAAUACAGACCUGGUUCUGGCUUCACGGCUUUAUCCUCAUGGGUCAUUCUGACUUCACCACCCCAGCCACAGUAGACUGUUUGUCAUUCGUGGGGACAGCCAGGCUGCAGCCCCCAAGGUGCCUGCCUGCUGCUGAGCUUGAGAGACCUGCAGUGGGAAAGCCUCAGUUUUGGAGCAGGCUCAAGCGUGGGUGUUGGGGAGUCAGCUGCACAGAGGGUGCCAGAUGGGAAGCUGGUUGAGGCCUAUGGUGAGAAAGCCCCAGGCUUGGCUCCUCACUCCUCUUCCUGCCACCCUCUCACCAGAGAGAGCGUCAAAAUCCCAUCCCACCAAGAAGGCGGGUCUGUUCUAGCCUGGUGGCUUCUUCCCUGGGUGGCCUUAAAGGGGCAACUGAGGCAGGCCAACAGCAUGGCUGCAGUAAGUACCCUGUCCUCCCACACACAUUCUAGGUUCACCAGAGUGGCAGCUGAGGUGGGACACAGAGAUGGCAGGCCUGUGACACAUCUCCUGCCCGAACCCUAGUCCCCAGACUCCCUGGAAGAGAGGUGACAGGUGGUGGGUGAAUACCCCUGGUGGUCUGGAUGGGCUGAGGAUCGGUGAUAGAGGAAGGGGAAGGGUGGGUCUAUGAUCCCCAGACCCAUGUAGAUCCAGUCCACCGCAGUGACUGUCAAGAACCCUUGGGGGUAAGUCUGCUGCUGCAGUCUCUGAUGGAGCUGGCAGCUUGUCCCCACCCCUGGGGGUUCAAGUUUCAGAUAUACUGAAGAUACACACGUGGUCCUGUCACCAAGUAAGUGAGGUGUGGGGCAGGAGGAGGCAACCCCAGGGCCACCAGGGUAUCCACAUCCACCCACUCGCCCUCCCUGGUCUCUCACAAACAUUCUAUGCAUGUGUGCACAGGAGCACGCAUUCACACACAUACACACACUCGUACGUGCGCGCGCGCGCACACACACACACACACACACACACACACACACACACACACACACACACACGUGCGCUUCACGAUCCCUGGCAUUCCUGUGGAAGCCAGAGCUGGAGGGCCUGCCUGCAGCUGGCCCCACCAUCUGCCUUCCUAACUUGCAGACUUCUCCCUUCUCGAGCCCUGUCAAGCCAGAGUUGUGGAGGGGGAUUUAGGGGUGGGGAGAAGCAACGACUGAAGCUCAGCCACAAUGCUAGAACCUCAGGCAAAGCUUGAUGUCAGGUGGGGAGUAAGGCCUGUCCUCCCCUCAUGCAGCCAGACUCCAAAGGAGAAGUAGCUGAGGGCUUCACACAGGGCCCGGCACACAGCAUCCUGAGAAGUGGGGCCCCAGAGGCCAGGGAUCAGCCCUUAAGGACACCCUCACAGAUGUGGACAGAGUCCCCUUCCAGGCCUCACUUGAGCAGACAGCUCCUCCCACUCCUGUGAGCCACCAGAGUGUGGCUGGGGACCCAGCCUGGUCACCCUGUCUCAUCCAUUCACCUCUCAACAGGAGACCUUUUCCCAGGACACACACAGGAGUCAGACCCCAGGGAACCAAGCACACUGAUACCUCUUGGCUUGGCACUUUCCAACACUCAGGCUCCCCUCAUGGGCAGAGUGGCCAUGCCCCCCCUCUGCAACACUCCCUCCAGGGAGAGAGUAGCUCUUGAGGCAGCCGGUACAGCCAGAAGCUGCAAGGGCUCUACCCAUUUCCCCAUAAACUGAGGCGCAGGCCAGAGCCUGAGAGUGGGCUUAUAGACAACUUUUAUGCGAUUUGUUCUGAAAGAAAAUCAGUUAUUAAAUUACAACUCUUUGGCCUUUUGGAUUA
Messenger RNA from Rattus norvegicus (Norway rat), 3116 nucleotides. It is a transcript of the gene Endov, whose product is annotated as endonuclease V. Gene Ontology annotation, molecular function: DNA binding; endonuclease activity; hydrolase activity, acting on ester bonds. The transcript is spliced from 9 exons. The record is from RefSeq and is marked validated. NCBI's taxonomy places the organism in Eukaryota, Metazoa, Chordata, Mammalia, Rodentia, Muridae. The coding region runs from base 33 to 1037 and encodes 334 amino acids. Gene Ontology annotation, cellular component: nucleolus; cytoplasm; cytoplasmic stress granule.